Molecule: messenger RNA, 1374 nt
Organism: Porites lobata
Lineage: Eukaryota; Metazoa; Cnidaria; Anthozoa; Scleractinia; Poritidae
Source: the annotation of a GenBank genome assembly
AUGUUGUUUGAUGGCAGGAAUUUAACUAGAAAUGUUGUUAUUCGGUUUUCUGGCCUUACGGUUUUGAAUAGCCACGUUACUGUACAGAAUUGCUCUUCGUUUGUAGAUAGUUGUCAUUUCAAAGAUGCCAUGACUUUUCCAAACGCAACAGGUGUAGUUCAUUUUGAAUCGUUUGAUGAACAUGACCUUUCCUUGAGGGUUGGGCGGUCCAAGUUUAGCAACAAUGGUUUUCCAUGUAUCUAUAUGCUUGGGAGCAGACCGAAGAUCCAAAUUUUCGAAACUACGUUUAUCAACAAUAUCGCCAACGGUACAAGCGCAUUUUUUAAGGGGAUUUACCUGAGUAUUUUUAUGGUGCUGUUGCCAACUGAACGUUUAAGAUAUCCUGGGACAUUUGUUUCGUUAACCAGCAGUUUAUUCAUGGGAAACAAAGCGCCUUUAGGAGGGUGCCUUCGUUUGGAGGGGAUCAUCUCUGGGGAGACGUCAAACAGUAAAUCCCAACGACAUCGCACCAAGAAGACACACAUUAGAAAUGUGGACAAUAAAUCGCAUUUAUUCUUCUCAAGCGAAACAGGAGGUUUGCUGUCCAUCAGUAAAGUUCCAUUUUCCAGCAAUCUAGGAAGAGCGAUUACCUUGACUACUCUUGACAGCGUUAACACUUUGAUAACAAGCUGUAAUUUCGUGAACAACGGUUCUCCUUAUUACAGUGGUGCUAUUUAUCUUGACGAGGCCGGGCCAUUCUUAAAUAUUGUCGGCAGUGAAUUUAUUGAAAAUAGCGCCCAAAUAUCCUGGGCAGCAAUUUACUUUUCACCGCCUUCUUUUUUCGGCGUGUAUUUAGAUCUUGUGAGAAAAAGUUUGCUUAUGGAAAACGUUAUUACAGGAUAUGAUCCUUCUUCGAGCAAAGGAGGAGCUCUGGGGAUUGGCUGUCUGUAUUGCAACAAUAUGACAAUUCGUUUGGAAGAAGUUUCAUUUAUGUACAAUUCAGCCGCUAAUGGGUCUUCGACUCUGUGGUUGGACGUCUGGAAAUCAAACAUCUCUAUUGUAGAUUCUAACAAGAGAUUUUAUUACGGAUUUGCAAUCGCACACAUUUCCUCAAGUUUCCUCGGUUUAUUUGUUAUUAGAACCCUCAUAUCUGGAAAUUAUGCAGAACGUUGGGCAGAUAAAAACAAAAGACCGUUUCUUUUAUUUAUAAACUCUGGGAGUCAUAUAGAAAUAAAUAUUGAUGGAUUGCAAUACAAGAAUAACAAAGACAGUGGGAUUCGUAUUGAAGUGAGUGAUCUUCAAGGUCUCACAUCACAUACUGUUUCAAUAGCGAACGCACAUUUCAAAAACAACGAUAAAUUUCACGGUAAGAGGGAAUUCGUUGGUACAAAUUAA